GUGUUCCUUUUUCUCCACAUCCUCUCCAGCAGAUCGUCAUUGGUGUUUUUUAUGUUAGACAGGAAGGAUGUGGAUCGUGAAGGAAGUGGAGAUGGGGAAAACCUGGAAGGAGGAGAGCUUGUGUAUGCCAACUAUGCUCGCACUGAGGACUUCUUCAAACUAGAAAGAGAGAUGAACAUCAACUGCACUGGGAAGAUUGUUAUUGCAAGAUAUGGGAAGAUCUUUCGAGGAAAUAAAGUUAAAAAUGCCAUGCUGGCGGGAGCCAUGGGAAUCAUUCUGUAUUCUGAUCCUGCUGACUACUUUGCCCCUGAGGUACAGCCAUAUCCCAAAGGAUGGAACCUUCCAGGAGCUGCAGCGCAGAGAGGAAAUGUCUUAAACCUAAAUGGGGCAGGUGACCCACUCACUCCAGGCUAUCCAGCUAAAGAGUACACCUUCAGACUUCGUGUUGAAGAAGGAAUAGGGGUUCCGAACAUACCUGUACACCCAAUUGGAUAUAAUGAUGCAGAGAUACUAUUACGAAACUUGGGAGGAACUGCUCCACCAGACAAAAGCUGGAAGGGAACUCUAAAUAUUAGUUACAGUAUUGGACCUGGCUUUACAGGAAGUGACUAUCUCAGGAAAGUUAGAAUGCAUGUAAAUAACAUUAACAAAGUCACAAGAAUUUACAAUGUAAUUGGAACUAUCAAAGGCUCUAUGGAACCUGAUAGGUAUGUCAUUCUGGGAGGUCAUCGUGACUCCUGGGUGUUUGGAGGGAUAGACCCUACCACUGGAACUGCAGUUUUGCAAGAGAUUGCCCAAAGUUUUGGAAAACUGUUGAAUCGAGGCUGGAGACCCAGGAGAACUAUCAUUUUUGCUAGCUGGGAUGCAGAAGAGUUUGGGUUGCUGGGUUCGACUGAAUGGGCUGAAGAAAAUGCAAAGAUCCUACAGGAGAGAAGCAUUGCUUACAUCAACUCAGACUCAUCUAUAGAAGGCAAUUACACUCUACGAGUUGACUGCACUCCUCUUCUUUACCAGUUGGUGUAUAAAGUGGCGAGAGAGAUCCCCAGCCCUGAUGAUGGUUUUGAAAGUAAAUCACUUUAUGAAAGCUGGCUGGCAAAAGACCCUUCACCUGAAAAUAAAGAUUGUCCUAGGAUCAAUAAGCUCGGAUCUGGAAGUGAUUUUGAGGCUUAUUUUCAAAGGCUUGGAAUUGCUUCAGGUAGAACUCGUUACACUAAGAACAGGAAAACAGAUAAAUACAGUAGCUAUCCUGUAUACCAUACCAUCUAUGAGACAUUUGAAUUAGUAGAGAACUUUUAUGACCCCACAUUUAAAAAACAGCUUUCUGUGGCUCAGUUACGAGGAGCAUUGGUGUAUGAGCUUGCAGACUCUGUUAUCAUUCCUUUCAACAUUCAAGACUAUGCAAAAGCCUUGAAAACCUAUGCAGCAAGUAUCUUCAAUUUAUCUAAGAAACAUGAACAGCAACUGAGAAGCCAUGGAGUGUCAUUUGAUUCCUUAUUUUCUGCUGUGACAAACUUUUCAAAGGCUGCUUCAGACUUUCAUAGAAGACUCACACAAGUUGAUCUUACCAAUCCUAUUGCAGUGAGAAUUAUGAAUGACCAACUGAUGCUUUUGGAAAGAGCAUUCAUAGAUCCCCUCGGUUUACCUGGGAGGCAGUUCUACAGGCAUAUCAUCUUUGCUCCAAGUAGCCACAACAAAUAUGCUGGAGAAUCUUUCCCUGGGAUUUAUGAUGCCAUGUUUGAUAUUGAAAAUAGAGCAGACCCUCACUUGGCCUGGGCAGAAGUGAAGAAACAUAUUUCUAUUGCAGCUUUCAUGAUUCAAGCAGCAGCAGGGACACUGAGAGAUGUGUUAUGA
Messenger RNA from Cricetulus griseus (Chinese hamster), 1851 nucleotides. The record is from RefSeq and is a predicted model, not a curated record. NCBI's taxonomy places the organism in Eukaryota, Metazoa, Chordata, Mammalia, Rodentia, Cricetidae.